GAGAUGGGGAUGCUGCAUGCAGGUCCCUCCAGCUACUACUGCUGCUUUGUGGCUGACACUGACGAACCGUGAAUGCAUGGCUGUUCGGCUGAUACUGACACAACAUCGAUGCUAACAUGGCUUCCGCAAAACACCGUCUGCAAGCCCUGAGCCAGCAGCUCGUCGAGGGCAUCCCCGACGCAGGGACGUUCGAGGACAUCCCUCGCAUUCGCCAGGUGGCUUCUGAUUCUGCGGGACCACGCGUCAAGGACAAGGUCGUUAUCGUAACGGGUGAGACAUGCAGACAUCCAGGGGGUGAAAUGGACUAGAAACGGGGGCGACAUAAUUAGAUCAGAUAUUAACGUGCAUGAAUAUCCUCAAUCAAGGAACCAAUUCCCCCACCGGCAUCGGCCGUGCAGCUGCACACCAAUUCGCCCGUAAUGGCUCAAAAGCCGUCUACCUCUGCGACUACGACGAUAGCCAUCUCGCCACACACAAACGUGAGAUCGAGUCGCUCUACCCCGGUGUCGACGUGCAUGUUCGAUGCUUCGACGCGGCGGACAACGCGGCCGUCAAGGCCGUCGUGGACGAUGCCAUCCGCACGUAUAAACGGCUGGAUAUCUUCUUCGCCAACGCGGGCAUCGUGGGACAGCCGGUGCGGUUUACAGAUUGUGACGAGGAUGAUUUUAUGGGGGUAUUGAAGACGAAUGUGCUUAGCCCCUUCCUAGCCAUUAAAUACGCUUCCGAAGCCAUGAAACUCACAUCCCCCUCCAAACCAUACACCAAUGGCUCCAUCAUCUGCACGGCAUCUGUGGCCGGCCUCCGCUCCAACGCCGGUUCCACGGCCUACUCCGCCUCCAAGGCAGCCGUCAUCUCCCUCGCCCAGACGACGGCGUACCAGCUUAUUGGGACGGGCAUCCGCGUGAACGCCAUCUGUCCGGGUCUGAUUGAGACGGGCAUGACGCAGGUUGUGUUCGACAUGGCGCGGGCUCGCGGCACGGAACGGAAGAUCGGGCAGUUAAAUCCCUUGCAGCGGGCUGCGGUUGCGGACGAGGUGGCUCGGGUGGCUCUGUUCCUGGGUAGUGAUGAAAGUAGCUAUGUCAAUGGGCAGGCUUGGGCUGUCUGUGGUGGGCUGAGUGCCGGUCACCCGUGGGUGCCGGGGAAAUUGGCUUGAUCUAAGAACUUCUGGGUAGAAUUUGUAAAGAUAUAUUUGUCUUAUACUGUCUAAUCAAUCACUUUUCAGAAGAGAAU
Monascus purpureus is the source of this 1230-nucleotide messenger RNA. NCBI's taxonomy places the organism in Eukaryota, Fungi, Ascomycota, Eurotiomycetes, Eurotiales, Aspergillaceae. The record is from the annotation of a GenBank genome assembly.